GUUUGAAUGAAUGAAUGGUUUGAUUGAUAUCUUUGACACAAUUGACUGAAGACUUGCGAAGACAUAAUCAGCCCAUGAGUUGGUUCUAUGGAUGCUAUGGACCCAAGUGUUGGAUGUAUUGGUCUUUACUGCGGAAGAACUAAAUUAGAUGAAUAUAAUUACAGCGAUUGUGGUUCGUGUUUGCGAGGCUUCCGAGUGGAUGGGAAUGGCGUUUGCGUGGAGUGUGUGGAAAGACCAGAGUUUUACGACUGGCUGUACAUCACUUUCAUGGCUUUCAUUUUAGUGAUCAUUGAGUGGUAUUUGACGGAAGAAUGUGUCAAAAGACGUCAACUCACUGUCGAUGUCCUGGUCUUGCAUUCAGUGGUUUUGGUUGAGAACACACUCUCUCUUGUGAUCAGUCUUUUAGUGACCGAACCCUUCGGUUCCCUUCAGCUCAACACAUGUCCACCAAAACGAUUGUCUGAUUUCUACACAUUUUUCUUCAACCCAUCGCCCGAUUACAAGACAACCAUAUAUUGCACUCAAGAGGCGGUCUUUCCCUUGUAUUCAAUGAUUUUCAUAUUUUAUGCCAUUUCUCUGCUUCUCCUUCUAUGUCGACCCCUUUACUUAAGACUCAUGUCAUUAGUAUUGAGACUCUUGUCCAGCAAUGACUUCCUCCAUGACUUACUCAACGACUCGAAUAUCACGAAAACUAUUUAUUUGACACUUUAUGUCAUUCCCGGCCUUUCCUUCAUUCACGCCCUCUUCUGUGGACUCAUUUACUAUUCGUUCCCUUAUAUCAUAAUCAUUGGUUCCAUAAUAUCAGUGGCCAUACACAUGGCCUCCCAAUUGGAUCAAAGACCAUCAAAAUUAUUGAAGUCGUUGUUCCAGAAGAAGAAUUGUCUGAUAAUAGUGUGUCAUUGGUUUGUCCACAUGUAUGGCAUCAUAUCUCUUACUCAACUCAAGAACCCAACCCUCCAUUUGCCUCUACUAUGUUUAGCACCCAUUCCCACAUUUUUCUAUAUACUUACGGCUAAGUUUACGGAUCCAAACAAAUUGCACGUCGAAUAAACUGAAUUCAAUUAUCCUGAUAAUUAUUUUAUUUUAUUUUUUUUUGUAAAAUUAUAUCAUUUUUUGGCACA
This is a messenger RNA of Oppiella nova, 1121 nucleotides long. The record is from the annotation of a GenBank genome assembly. NCBI's taxonomy places the organism in Eukaryota, Metazoa, Arthropoda, Arachnida, Sarcoptiformes, Oppiidae.